ACUCGAAUUGCUUCCCAACGCAGUCACCAUGCAGCCCACUACUGCUCUCAGAAUGUUCCAGCCUACGAGGCGGAUGAUGCGCCCAAUCCCCAGGAGCACAGCGGUACGUUUCCCACCUGCCCACGAGGAAGAGGAGCUGGAUACGGGGGAUUGGAACUUGGCUACGGCGGUGGAGGACAGUUGGGGCAAUGCAUUGCAGAAGCUGAUUGAUAUUGCAGCUCACACCGUUUCUCAACGCCUCCGAACUCUCAAGAGGAUUCCCCCCGAGUUGGUCCCUCUCGGUGUCGUCGUCGGCAUCGCUCUUUGCUUCGGGUGUUACUCCUUGGGCAAGAAGCUCGUCGUCGACAAGCAAAUACGUCUGAGUCGCUCAAACAGAGAAUAG
Messenger RNA from Amorphotheca resinae ATCC 22711, 382 nucleotides. RefSeq lists its product as hypothetical. The record is from RefSeq and is a predicted model, not a curated record. The transcript is spliced from 3 exons. Lineage: Eukaryota; Fungi; Ascomycota; Leotiomycetes; Helotiales; Amorphothecaceae. The coding region runs from base 29 to 382 and encodes 117 amino acids.